Messenger RNA from Quercus lobata, 1090 nucleotides. Its product is annotated as protein ACCELERATED CELL DEATH 6-like. The transcript is spliced from 2 exons. Gene Ontology annotation, cellular component: plasma membrane. The coding region runs from base 1 to 765 and encodes 254 amino acids. The record is from RefSeq and is a predicted model, not a curated record. Lineage: Eukaryota; Viridiplantae; Streptophyta; Magnoliopsida; Fagales; Fagaceae.
AUGAGAUGGCAUCCUAUGGUUGUUAGCAUGUUGACAUGGGACAAAAGAGUUGAUUUAAAGGCUUUGAAUAAUGAAGGUGAGAGAGCGCUUGACAUUGCAUUGAACUGCAGUGGGGAGAAUCCCUCAUUUCGAGAGCGAUUGACAUGGGAAGCCUUGAGAUACGUCAGUGGCCCACGAGCUUCUCCUCGAUGCGUUAGUGGGGAGAACCCGCAAUGUUCAAAGUUUGGGAUGACUCUAAGCACAGACAAAUACAAGGACAGGACCGGGACUCUCUUAUUGGUCGCAACCCUUGUGGCCACUGUAACUUUUGCUGCGGCUUUCACCAUGCCAGGUGGCUACAAGGAGUCUGGAGGUAUGGCAAAAUUCCUAGAAAAGCCCAUGUUCCUCGUAUUUGUAAUUAGCAACUCCAUAGCUAUGUAUAGUGCCCUUACUGCUGUUGUUACUCUCAUUUGGGCCCAUUUAGAUGAUUUGAACCUUUUCAUUGCUGCCUAUCAGUUCAGUGUGCCAUUUUUGGGACUAGCUAUAACAAUGGUCUCCUUAGCAUUCAUGGCAGGUAAUUACCUAGUAUUGAGAGACCACAAUUGGCUUGCCUAUCUAGUUUUGAGCAUUGGCUCAUUUUUCCUCUUCACUCUCUCGAUCAUAUUUUUUCCACUUUGUUUACCAAAUUCCUCACCCCAUCCUAUCAUUCGUUACAUCCUCCGCUACCCAUUUCACCUUCUGAUUAAGUUUACUGGGUGUGACACUGAUGAUAGGGAAGAAGAGUAGUCUCCUCUACAUAUGUUGUCUUGAUACGGACCUUGCAUUGGACAUGCAUGCAGAGAUGGAGAACAUUAAUUUAUGUUAAGUUGGUCGUUAGUUUAGUCUGUUAAAAUUUGCAGAAACUCUUUAAAUAAAAAUGUUCAAAUAUCAUGUCUAAGGAGGUUGGGUUUCCUCGAAAAGCCCAGUAUUGUAUUUAUCUUGAAAUUCUGUUGUUGCUCUUAUAUACAACUAUGGUGUAUUUAGUCUGCCAUUGUCAUACUGUUUGGCACAUUGAUAUGACGUAUGUUUUGGUUACAAAUGUUAAGGACUCACUAUAUUAACAACUCUAUAG